UCAGCACUCGUGGAGUUGAGACGUAACUACCGAACAGCACAAUGGUGAAAGCACGCAAAUACGUCGUCGUAAAGGAAUUCGACGGUUUACCUAAACGUGAAGACUUCGAAAUCGUUGAAAAUGAGUUACCACCGAUCAAGAAUGGAGAGAUUUUGGUCAAAGUUGAGUGGGUGAGUGUGGACCCAUACAUGCGUGUGUACAGACCAAAUCCAGUUCCAUAUGAUCAAGGCGCUUACCAAGUUGGAUUAGUAAUAGAAUCGAAGGCUUCUAAAUACCCAGUUGGUACCCGAGUCCUCUCUCACAAAGGCUGGUGUGACUACGUCAUCAUCGAUACAAAUAACCCCUACCCCGACCCCGACAUAUUCGAUGAAUUCUACAAAAUACCUGACCUUAGCGGUUUUCCUAAUUCUCUUGCAAUUGGAGCAGUGGGCAUGCCUGGUGCCUCUGGGUACUUCGGAUUUCUGGACGUUUGUCAACCCAAGGCUGGUGAAACAGUGGUUGUGACGGGCGCUGCUGGAGCGGUCGGCUCGAUAGUCGGACAGAUUGCCAAGAUCAAGGGCUGCAAGGUCAUCGGCUUCGCUGGCUCUGACGAGAAGGUGAAGUGGCUGGAAGAGAUCGGCUUCGACAAGGCGAUCAACUACAAGACUGCUGACAUCAAGACGGCUCUGCAGGAAGCUGCUCCUAACGGUGUUGACUGCUUCUUUGACAAUGUUGGUGGUGAAGUCAGUAGUAUUAUAAUAUAUCAGAUGAACCAAGGCGGUAGAGUAGUAGUUGUUGGAAGCAUCAGUGCCUAUAAUGGUGAUUUUAGUGACAUGCCAAAAGCCACUAUGUUGCAAUUUCCUAUAUUAGCGAAACAAUUGAAAAUUCAAGGUUUUUCCAUAGUGGAUCCCGAGGUUAGGAAACGUCAACCAGAUGGACAUAAACAACUUUUCAAGUGGAUAAAAAGUGGACAGUUGAAGGCCAGGGAGCACGUAACUGAGGGUUUUGAGAACCUCUAUGAUGCUUUUGUUGGAAUGUUAAAAGGUGAAAACUUUGGCAAGGCAGUUGUUAAGUUAUAAUAAGUUUACUAGUCUACAAAUAAAAAGUGUGACAUGAAAAAAUAUGA
This is a messenger RNA of Helicoverpa armigera (cotton bollworm), 1105 nucleotides long. Its product is annotated as prostaglandin reductase 1. Gene Ontology annotation, biological process: prostaglandin metabolic process. The coding region runs from base 42 to 1058 and encodes 338 amino acids. Gene Ontology annotation, molecular function: 2-alkenal reductase [NAD(P)H] activity; 15-oxoprostaglandin 13-reductase [NAD(P)+] activity. Gene Ontology annotation, cellular component: cytoplasm. The transcript has a single exon. NCBI's taxonomy places the organism in Eukaryota, Metazoa, Arthropoda, Insecta, Lepidoptera, Noctuidae. The record is from RefSeq and is a predicted model, not a curated record.